Camelina sativa (false flax) is the source of this 1335-nucleotide messenger RNA. RefSeq names its product MATH domain and coiled-coil domain-containing protein At2g42465-like. Gene Ontology annotation, molecular function: protein binding. NCBI's taxonomy places the organism in Eukaryota, Viridiplantae, Streptophyta, Magnoliopsida, Brassicales, Brassicaceae. The record is from RefSeq and is a predicted model, not a curated record.
UUCGGAUUCAAGGAUCAAACAAAUAUAUCUCAAAAGCGUUUCUUCCUCCCUCAAGGAAGUACCAAAACCCUAAAAACCUAACAGAUGGGGACGCAGUUCCGCAAGGCUUUAACUUUGACGGUAACCAAUUUCUCCCAAAAGAGUUCUCCAAUAAACUCUCCUCCGUUCCCAAGCGGUGGUUGCGAUUGGAUUAUAAAAGUUUAUCCCAAGGGCAGUGGUGAUGAUAAUUACUUGUCUCUGUUCCUGUCCCCUGAUGACCCUAAAUCACUUGGAAUUAACUGGAAAAGGAAAGCUAAUUUUUACUUUGUUUUGCUGAAUCAAUCCGGCAGAGAACUCCAUAAAACACCUGAAAUAGGUGAUCAAUGGUUUUGCGCUGACUCACUAAGCUGGGGUUUUCCACAGACGUUGCCUCGGAGAAAGCUUGCGGACAAAAUCUUUUUGGAUAAUGACAGAUUCAACAUUGAAAUCUAUAUUAAAGUUGUUGAAGUUGUUGAAGGAUAUCAUAUGUUUCCAGCUUCAUUCACUAAUAAGCUCUUACAAAGCUGCUUAGCGUAUCCAGAUAAGUCUGAGAAGGACACUGUUGAUGUCAAUGGUUUUCAGGUUCUUUCUUCUCAGGUUACUUCAGUGAGGCAAGUAUUGGAUGAGCAUCCAGAUAUAGCAGUAGAUAUCAGAUCAAAGAACCAAGUAGUGAAGACAGAAUACAUGAAUGUCCUUCUUAGGGUCAUUGAGACAAUGGGAAAGCCGCCACAGAGUAUCUCAGAGACUGAGCUUACCAAUGUUCAUAGCGAAUUGACCGAGCUGACGGAAGUAGGUUUCAAGGUGGAGUGGUUGAAGACAAAACUUGAGGAGUUUUCCGUGGAGUGGAAGAAAGCAAAUGCUGAUGGGUGUAGGAUUCAACAGCUUGAGGAACACGUCAAGAAUCUUGAGUUAACUGUGUUAGAUCUCAAAGCUGAACUGGACAUGGAGAAGGCCAAAUCUACUAGUGAUGCUGCUACAAUUUUGUUAUUGCAGGAUACAUUGUCUGAUCUCAAAAUUGAACUGGGUAAGGAGAAGGCAAAAACUGCUACUGCUACUGAUAAAUUUUUUCUGUUGAAGGAGACGUAUUCUGAUCUCAAAGUUGAACUGGAAAAGGAGAAAGCCAAAUCUAGUAGUGCUGCUGCUAAAGUUUUGUCAUUGGAAGAGGCUUUGUCUGAUCUUAAAGUUGAAUUGAAUCAGAAUAGAGAAAGUCCUGGUACUAAUGUUUUGUCGUGGGAAGAUGAUGAUGAUGAUUUAUUUUCAAAUACUAACUGUCUAGGAAUUCAGCAGAAGACAAAUGUUUAUAAAAGAAUAAACUGA